Molecule: messenger RNA, 1900 nt
Organism: Babjeviella inositovora NRRL Y-12698
Lineage: Eukaryota; Fungi; Ascomycota; Pichiomycetes; Serinales
Gene: UGA1
Product: 4-aminobutyrate transaminase
Exons: 1
Coding region: 170-1585 (471 amino acids)
Biological process (GO): GABA catabolic process
Cellular component (GO): mitochondrion
Molecular function (GO): pyridoxal phosphate binding
Source: RefSeq, a predicted model, not a curated record
CGCAUGUGUUUCGCCAACAAGAUGUGAUCUCCGACGAGGCUGCGGGGGGUUGCCCUGGACUGGUUUGCUAAAGACGUAUAAAUACCUCCUCGUCACCCUCCUCUCCGUUCUUUGUUUCCCAGUCUCCCUUCACUUCCUUUCUUCACAUUCUAGCGAGGAAUCAGUUACAAUGACCGUUUCUGAACAGUACUUUCCACAAGAGCCAACCGCCCCCAAGGUGGUCACUUCCACCAUCCCUGGCCCUGAAUCUCAAAGAAAGAUCAAGGAGUUAGGCCAGGUCUUUGACGAAAGACACGCGUACUUCGUGGCUGACUACACCAAGUCUACCGGUAACUACAUUGUUGACGUGGAUGGCAACGUGCUUUUGGACGUUUACGCUCAGAUCGCGUCCAUCCCUCUCGGCUACAACAAUCCAGCCUUGAGAGAGGUGGCCAAGUCGGACAGAAUGAUCAGAGCCAUCAUCGACAGACCAGCCCAGGGUAACUUCCCUGGUGCUGACUUGGCGGAAAUCGCCGGAGACGUGUUGAAGGCCGCUCCAAAGGGCCAGAAGUUCCUCUGGUCUGGUUUGUGCGGUGCUGACGCCAACGAGUUGGCUUUCAAGGCUGCCUUCAUGUACUACCAGUCCCAGAAGAGAGGCUACAACGCUGAAUUCUCCAAGGACGAACAAACCUCCGUCAUGGCAAACGAAGCUCCAGGUGCUCCAGAGUUGGCGAUUUUGUCCUUCGAAAACGCCUUCCACGGAAGAUUGUUUGCCUCUGCCUCCGUCACCCGCUCGAAGCCAAUCCACAAGCUUGAUUUGCCUGCCUUCAAGUGGCCAAAGGCUCAGUUCCCAGCCUACCAGUACCCGUUGGGCGACCACGAAGAUGCCAACAAAAAGGAGGAUGCGAGAUGCUUGGCGAUAGUCGAAGACAUCUUCCAGAACUGGCACGCUCCAAUUGCCGGUGUGAUCAUCGAGCCAAUCCAGUCUGAGGGUGGUGACAACCACGCCUCUGCUUCUUUCUUCCAGGGCUUGCGUGACAUUACCUUAAAGUACAAGUCGUUGUUGAUCAUUGACGAGGUGCAGACCGGUGUCGGUGCCACUGGGGCCUUCUGGGGCCACGAAAAGUUCAACUUGAGCCCAGCUGCUGACAUCGUCACCUUCUCCAAGAAGUUCCAGUCCGCCGGUUACUUUUACAACAACCCGCAAAUCACUCCUAACCAGCCAUACAGACAGUUCAACACCUGGUGUGGUGACCCAGCCAGAAUGAUCCUUGCCGGUGCCAUUGCCAAGGAAAUCGUCAAGAACGACCUUGUGCGCAAGACCUCCGACGUCGGUGACUACUUGUACGCGGAAUUGGCCAAAUUGGCAGCCAAGUACCCUAAGGAUAUGCAGAACUUGAGAGGUGAAAAGUGCGCCACUUUCAUCGCCUGGACCUUGGAAUCCGGUGCCAAGAGGAACCAGUUCUUGGCUGAUAUGAAGAUGGCCGGUGUCAACAUCGGUGGUUGCGCGGAGGCCUCCGUCAGAUUGAGACCAACCUUGACGUUUGAAGAAAAGCACGCCGAUAUUUUGGUUAAGGCGAUUGAUGCUGUUUUAUCCAAGAAGUAAACAGUUGAACUGUGUACAUUUAUACUUUAAUUACUAAGCUUAUGACUCCUAAACGAAGUAGAUGAGCACUACAGUGAAAGCUAAGGUAUGUCAGAUGAGGUACACACUCACUGAAAGGGGUGAUGCAAACCACUAUCCCAUUUGCGCCGAUUGAGACCAUUCGGACUAUUUUGUGCCACAGGAAGGCACUAAAAGCUUGAGAUGCCUCUAGUAGCGUUUGUGAGAGCCCUUUCGAAUAAUCACCUUGGGUUUCUUUUUCUUUGCAUGUCUAAUCCGCAAUGGCCACAAACCCUUCCGGUUCACAUUUGAACCUUC